Moneuplotes crassus is the source of this 2190-nucleotide messenger RNA. The record is from the annotation of a GenBank genome assembly. Lineage: Eukaryota; Ciliophora; Spirotrichea; Euplotida; Euplotidae.
AUGAAAACUAAGAAACAAAGGAUCAAGCUUGCCGAUCUUGAACAAGAUGAAGGAGGGAAUAACAGUGACUUCUCCUACAUCCCCUCUAAAGCUUCUUCUGGUCAAAAGAAAAUUGCUCCUAAAACUAUUGGGAAGUCUUCAAACUCACUAAAGACUAUAAAGAAUAGUAACGAGACUUCGGAGGCUCCUCAAUACGAGGAUUCUCUUUUCGAAGUGGAUAAAAGUCUCUUAGUGACAUGUUGGAGUAGGUUCAGAAAAUGAAUCGGCAAAGUUACAGACCACAAAUGGUUUAAAAGAGUGCAUCUGGCUCUGGAAUUCUGCUAUAUAUUAUUAGUACUAAUAUAUUUGUACUUGAUUAUGGAAAUAGAAGAAGAUAACUCGAUUGUUUUAAUCACCCUGAUGACAACUUUCUUAUGGUUUUGAUUGUGAAUGUAUAUAAUGAACCUAAUUAUUAAUUGGAGAGAUCUCGAAUUAGCUCUAGAUACACUCCUAAUAUUAUUCACCAUAAGUACAGAUAUCUUCGAAAUUGUCAAAAGAGCUGAAGACUCAGGUUAUUAUACAGGAGGGAAUCAAGCAUUUUUGAAUAUUUCAAGAGUGCUAAGAGGAAUAAUGAUUCAAAGAAGAGCUUCUAACUUCAUGCAGGAAGUAAAAUCAAUAAUAAAUUCUAAAAGAAUGAUGAAGAAACUUAGAAGGAAGAACUCAGUCACCGAAAUGAUCAGUGAAAUAAUGUUUUAUCUUGGUAAAGACAAUUCAACUACACUCAAUCGAAAUUCUAUUAAAUUCGUAAAGAAGGGUUUACACCAUGUAAAAGAUCUAGUCAUGGCUAAAAGAACUCAAAAGGUUAAAAAGGACAACGAUGAAGAUGAUAAUGACCAAUUUGGAUAUAAUCACCAUGAAAGGAUGGAUGAAGCCGACGAACUUGAUAGAUGAGUAUAUGAGUUAGACCCAGAUAAAGAAGAGUAUCGCAAAGCAUUCCAAUACGAAAAAGGACUUAAGGAUGACAAAGUCAGCAAGCUUUUAAAAUAAGAUCGAAGAUUAUGACUUUGACAUUUUUGAAUUACGGAGUGUGACAGGAGGGAAUGAAUUGGUGACAGUUAUAAAUUAUUUGAUGGACCUCAAUGACUUCUACACAAAGCUUAGGAUUGUUAAAAAGAAAUUUAGACAAUAUUCUAUUGUAAUACAAGGGAUGUAUAAUCCAAUUGCGUACCAUAACAAAACUCAUGCUAGUGAUGUAUGUCAGACAUGAUAUUAUUUUAUGACGACAUGUAAAUUCAGACACAGAGGCCAGCUUUCUGAUCUAGAGGAAUGAGUGCUUUUGAUAUCAGGUUUUGUGCAUGAUACAGACCAUCCAGGAUAUAAUAACCAAUACAUGGUUGCAACAAGAGAUAGAAUUGCUCUGAGAUACAAUGAUAAAAGUUGACUGGAAAAUCAUCAUAUCUCUGUAGCAUUUUCCACAAUGCUUAAAAGAUCAGAGACAAGAAUAUUUGAAAACUUCACAAAUGAAGAGUUUAAAAUAAUGAGAGCAAAUAUGAUUGAUUUAGUAUUGGCAACCGACAAUUUCCGGCAUUUUUCAGAUCUCAAAUUUUUGCAACAAAGGAUUGCUAGUCCGGACUUUGAGCCAAGUGGGAAGGAUAAGCAACAUAUCACAAAUUAUCUUAUCCAUCUUGCCGAUAUCAGUAAUCCCACGAAGCCUUGGAAACUAUGUUACAAAUGGAUUGACUUGCUUUUUGUAGAGUUCUUUCAUCAAGGAGAUAAAGAACGAGAAAAAGGGCUUCCUAUAUCAUUUCUGAUGGAUCGUUUUGACACUAACAUUGCUAAAGCUCAGGGUGGAUUUAUAGACAAUUUUAUCAGACCAGCUUUUGAGCUUCUCUCCAAUAUUUUACCUGAAACCAAGGAAAAUUUAAAACAAAUGGAAGAGAACAAGGCUCAAUGGAAAGCUCUAGAAGACGGCUAUGAUCCUUCCAACAGAUUCACUCAGAAAGAGCUUGAAGACGACAAGAUAAUCGAAGAAGAUGAGGAGCUUUCAGAAAACUACUCCGAAGAUGAAGAGGAGGAAGAAGAAUUCAAUGAAAACGACCGAAUAUACCGAAAUCGGAAAGAAGAGGGGGAUACAGACUCAAUUGAUGACGAGUAGAUAAGCGUUUAAAUUUUUACUUGUUCCAGCACAGUAACAAAUUAAAUAAUCAUUUU